Molecule: messenger RNA, 2650 nt
Organism: Crotalus tigris (Tiger rattlesnake)
Lineage: Eukaryota; Metazoa; Chordata; Lepidosauria; Squamata; Viperidae
Exons: 11
Coding region: 1171-1806 (211 amino acids)
Source: RefSeq, a predicted model, not a curated record
GUAAGUGUGAAAAACCGUCAUAAAUCACUUUUUUCAGGGCUGUAACUUUCAACGGUCACUAAAUGAUCUGUUGUAAAUUGAAGACUACCUGCAAUAUGUGUACUUGAUCCUGCUUCCAAUAGUUUUCCUCUACCUUCCAUUGAAAUUUCUCUAAUCACUUCACAACUCUGAAGUCUAUGCUUCAGAAAGACAGUCAUGACGUUAACUACGUUUGUUCCUGUUUGGGGCAUCAUAUCAAAGUUAGAUAUAUUUAUAAACUCAAAGAGGAUACAAGGACAGCAUUUAAAAUAUGAAAAUAAAUUGGAAUCCUCCCAUUGGAGGAAGAAAAAAAAACUGUGUGAAACAAUAGAUGUUUCGGAAGUAAACCUGCAAACAUGAAAAAAAAUAAAAAUUUGUUCUGUUUCCGUGAAGCAUGUGGUUUAAUAUUUCACUAUAACUGAAGUACAAGUUGUGAAGCUGGGUACUUUGAACCUGGGCUUUAUUUUUUGUUUUUGUUUCUAGUUUAUAAUAUUUGGAAAUUGAAAAAAGAAUAUAUUUGCUACUAGCAAGCUCAUUCCUGAAGAAAGAAGAAACGUCGCCAUUUAUUAGGGCAGCGAAUGCUUCAAAAUUUAUUUAGAAGAGAUUUAAGAACAGAGUCUCUCUCCUGGUCAUUAAAAAUCUCUAACUUUUUUCUCUUCGAGCCUGAAGUCACAUUACCAGUAAUGGUUGUCCUCAACGUAAGACUGAAAUUGAGCCCUGAAUUACAGUGGAAGAGGCCAAAGGCCACCAAAGGAGUCAGCCACCGGGCCGCCCAGACACUGCUAAACCCAGAACAUCUGGAAAAGAUGUUCGGCGCUCUUCUGCUGCAGGAAGAGCGACGUAGAGGACCUUCCUGUGCCUCCUGACAGAACUGACGAGGCACAUGAACAGGCGGACCAGAAGGGAGAAUGGUGGACACAGAUUCGUGUGUCCGAUGGACGCAGGCCUUCCUCCCAAGGGGUAAGGAUGCUUCUGCGACAUGGCCAGUCAGGGCUCAUCCCUCAUAACCGGAUGGGGAAAGGGAGGAAUUCUCACUUGGGGGAACCUGGCCAGCCUAGCAAAAGCAAGAGGAGCCUUUUGGAUUCAUGGAAAGAUCUUGAUGGCUUCCUAUCAGCCAAAUCUUCCAUGAUCUGCUUUGUCUUUCCCUGUUGAAUGCAGUCUUUCCCUCCUGGGGAAGAUAAACGUUCCACAACAUGCAGGGGACUUUUAAUUUAUACUUUCAAUUGUUACUUGCAGGGUUUGAUGGGUGUUCGUGCCACCGCCCGGAGCCCCAGGAAGGAAGAGGUGAUGCCAGUUCUCAUUUCAGUGAGAAAUGAGAAGAUAGCGAAGUGGAGGCCGCGGCUCUCAACCAUCUGGGAGACCUGCACUGAGUCGGAUCCUUCGGAAGAAUACCGACCAAGAGAGGUGCAGGAGGAAAGCAGUGCCUGCCUAUCAAGAGAGGAAAAGGAAGAGCACUGGAGGCCGCGACUCCCCCCCAGAUCAGAGACCUGCAGAGAAUCGGACGAAGAAGACCAGCCGGCGGAGGAGCAGCUCUCUCCUACUGGGGAGAAGACGCAUACUUCGGAGGAUUCGAUGGAAGUCCUGGUGGGCUCCCGGAACAACAGCCUGGAGGAUUUUGACUCCAUUUCUGCCCUCUUGGAUGAGGAGUCUGAGGGAAGCUGGGAGCAGGCUGCAGAGGCUUCGGAGGCCAGCCUUUCGUCCAGUCCGUGGGAUUCUCCCGAAGAAGGGGAAGCCUCGCUGGACAAUGUCAGCAGCCUGGAGGAGGACUCCCUGGACCUCAGUCUCUAAUUAAAAGAGACGCUUCCCCAGAUGCCUCUCCAGAAGGCAGAUCGGAGGAGGAUGAACCAGUCCCAGGCACAUCAGGAGGUGAGUUGGCCAAUGCCUCCGAACAGCCAGCGGAGAGUGAUUUGGCUGAAGCACAGCUGCAGCAGGAGAGCCCUGAAACUUCCGGGCAGCUGCAGAUGGUUAGCUUUGAGCAGGAACUGCUUUCUGCAUUAUCCGAGAACAACUAGGGAAGAGAAAAGGCAGGAGCAGCAAAGGGCGGUUCUUUCACUCACGAGGAGGUAGUCUUGCCUUUCUUGAUGGGCUGCACCAGAAGCUGGCAAUUGAGCACAGCAGACAAAUGGAGGCCAUGCUGGGAACAAUGCAUUCAUGACUAGGGGGUUGGAGUAGAAGACCUCCAAGGUCCCUUCCAACUCUUGGUAUUCUGUUCUGGUAUUCUAUCUGCAUAUAGACGGAUGGCGGAAUCAGCCCCAGCGGCGAAGCCCUGCGAGGAGCCACUUUCCAACGAGGAAGUUCCUGAGUCUUGUUAAUGUUAUUGUUGUAAUUCUUUUUGUUGUACCUGUUGUUGUUGUGCAUCUUCUUGUUUUUGUUCUUGUUGUUUGAGAAUAAAACUAAAAAAUUCUUUAUAUCUGCUAAUUUAGUUUAAACCUAGUUUCAUUACACUUUUGUUAGGAAUAACAAACUUUUCAUUAAAUGCAGAAUUUCAGCAAACUUCUUUGUCUGUUUUCUCGUAUUUUUUCCACCGUUCUAUGGGAUACAGUGAUUAGUAUUCACUUACAAUAUUAAUGGAAACCUGACACUUCCAGAGGUUCCUCAGCUACGCGCAAGUAGUCCUCAACUUACCACAAUU